Messenger RNA from Pieris macdunnoughi, 243 nucleotides. The record is from the annotation of a GenBank genome assembly. Lineage: Eukaryota; Metazoa; Arthropoda; Insecta; Lepidoptera; Pieridae.
AUGGAACACGCGCGUCCUCCGGGUGAAUUAGCGGUCGAAGGUGGUCCAGCCGAGCGCGCCGACGCGUGGCGAAAAUGGCGGAAACAGUUCGAGGUGUUUCUCAUAGCAUCCGGGGUGAGCAAGGAGUCUGAAGAGAUUCAGGCCAGUUUGUUGGUUAACCUCAUCGGUCCGAGUGGCUACGAGAUCUUUAGUACAUUCACAUAUCUCAAGGAUGAAAGUGAACAUAAGCUUAAAUGUCUCUAG